Messenger RNA from Carassius carassius (crucian carp), 1990 nucleotides. RefSeq names its product lactase-like b (gene lctlb). Gene Ontology annotation, molecular function: beta-glucosidase activity. The record is from RefSeq and is a predicted model, not a curated record. NCBI's taxonomy places the organism in Eukaryota, Metazoa, Chordata, Actinopteri, Cypriniformes, Cyprinidae. The transcript has 15 exons. The coding region runs from base 212 to 1969 and encodes 585 amino acids. Gene Ontology annotation, biological process: carbohydrate metabolic process.
ACCUUUAGUACAGCACAGUGCUUUGCCACCCAAGCAAAACAGUAACAGACUCUGUAUGGCAACCUUCAAACUUCCAAACUGGAUGUGAUAUCAAGGUGUGGGAUAGUUUUCAUCGAUUUUAAAGGCAGUUCCUUCUGGAAUCAAUGCAAAUUCUGAGAAAGGAGAGCGUGGUACUGAUGUGAGUCACUGAGCUGGAGCUGAGAUCUGGAAUAUGAUGCUGUCACACCGUGUUGGACGAGCCUGUCAUGUGCUUGUGCUGGUGUUGUGUCUGUCUGCGGCUGAGGACUUCGACUGGUCAGCGAACAACCACGACUCCUUCUAUUAUGGCACUUUUCCAAAUGGAUUUUCGUGGGGCGCAGGCAGUUCAGCCUAUCAAACAGAAGGAGCCUGGGACAAAGAUGGGAAAGGACUGAGCAUAUGGGAUGUGUUCACUCAUAAGAAGGGAAAGACGUUCUUGAAUGAUACUGGAGACUCUUCUUGUGAGGGAUACUACAAAUUCAAGGGUGACAUUUCAUUGAUAAAAGAGCUGAAUCUGAAUCAUUAUCGGUUUUCCAUCUCCUGGCCUAGGAUCAUGCCAACUGGAAUCAGGUCUGACCAUGUGAAUGAGAAAGGAGUGAAGUACUAUAGUGCUCUUAUUGAUGAGCUGCUUGAACACAAUAUCACUCCUAUUGUGACCCUUUAUCAUUGGGACCUGCCACAGGUUUUGCAGGAGAAAUAUGGUGGAUGGCAGAACAUCAGUAUGAUUAAUUAUUUCAACGACUUUGCCAAUCUUUGCUUUGAACGCUAUGGGGACCGUGUCAAAUACUGGAUAACUUUUAAUAACCCAUGGUCAGUGGCAGUGGAAGGAUAUGAAACUGGAGAACAUGCUCCAGGACUGAAGCUCAGGGGCACUGGGGCCUACAGAGCAGCUCACCACAUCAUUAAGGCACAUGCUAAGGUUUGGCACACUUACGAUACUCAGUGGCGAAACAAACAAAGAGGUAUGGUGGGCAUUUCACUGUCCGGGGACUGGGGAGAGCCUGUGGACAUCACUAACCAGAAGGACAUUGAGGCUGCAGAGAGAUAUGUACAGUUUUACCUAGGCUGGUUUGCUACACCCAUCUUUCAUGGAGAUUAUCCUCAAGUGAUGAAGGAUUUCAUAGGGAGGAAAAGUGCACAGCAGGGUUUGGGAACGUCUCGCCUUCCCACCUUUUCUUCUCAGGAGAAGAGUUACAUCAAAGGCACCUCUGAUUUCCUAGGUGUGGGACACUUCACCACACGCUACAUAACCCAAAAGAGCUAUCCUUUCAACCGUGGCUCCACCUACUUCUCAGACCGGGAUGUAGCAGAGCUAGUCGACCCACGUUGGCCUGAUCCUGGUUCAGACUGGCUCUACUCAGUACCUUGGGGCUUCCGCCGUCUACUCAACUUUAUUAAGACUCAAUAUGGGAACCCCAUGAUCUUCAUCACUGAGAAUGGGGUCUCGGAGAAGAUGAUGUGCACAGAACUGUGUGAUGACUGGAGGAUACAGUAUUACAAGGGUUACAUCAACGAGAUGCUCAAAGCUAUCAGGGAUGGAGUGAAUGUAAAGGGCUACACCGCUUGGUCCCUUCUGGACAAGUUUGAGUGGGAUGAGGGCUAUUCAGAGAGGUUCGGCCUGUACUAUGUGGACUUCAGGAGCAAAAAUAAGCCUCGCUACCCCAAGGCCUCUGUUCAGUUCUACAAACGCAUCAUUAAGUCUAAUGGAUUUCCUAAUCAGAGAGAGGUUGAGAACUGGAAAACGAAGGCUACAGAGACUUGCUCCACCAGCAAUCAGCUCCUGGCUGCAGAGGAACAGAGGAAUACGGCUGCCAAUAUUCUAAGACUUAUUCAUGAUCCUUUAACCAGCCACAUGGAGAUGGUGACCGAGGUUGUGGUUCCCACAGUGUGCACCCUCUGCAUUUUGAUCAGCGCUGUCUUUCUCAUGUUCCUACUCCGCAAACGAAACUAGCUGACUUUUUUUUUUUUUUUU